This is a messenger RNA of Neurospora tetrasperma FGSC 2508, 1680 nucleotides long. RefSeq lists its product as uncharacterized. The transcript is spliced from 2 exons. The coding region runs from base 533 to 1570 and encodes 345 amino acids. The record is from RefSeq and is a predicted model, not a curated record. NCBI's taxonomy places the organism in Eukaryota, Fungi, Ascomycota, Sordariomycetes, Sordariales, Sordariaceae.
CUCGGCAGCACAACUAAGGUAGUUCCAGUUCCGCACUCUUGGGUCAAGCGUCUUGGGGCCGCUAAAUUUCACACUGCCCCGCUAGCACCGGACACCAAUCCAAGCCUUCCCUAGCGCUGGCGUCUUCUCACUUCCCGGUGAUCAGCCAACGCUCCGCUUGCGAAAUAAAGCUGAUCCGGGUCUGGGGAAAGAGAGCCGAGAAUGCGCUGGAACUACUAGCAGCUACAGUACACUACACUAGACUACUAGUAACGCUUCCAUCCUCGUCCAGUCGCCCAGCAUCCCCUCGCUGGCUCAUUGAUGGCUGUGGAGUCAGGGCCUCCUUACUAGAGGAUUGCCAUCCCCAACCCUUCUUGGGUGUCCACCAUCUGGUCUCCAUCCAAGCUCCAUCUUUGUUUCUCCUUCCAACAAAACCAACCGACUCCCUCCCGUCCCUCUCGACCCUAGUCCCCUGGCAUCAAUCAGCCUUACAAGUAUCAUCCUCACACGCUUCAACAAGCUUCCCGCCGAGAGCCUGCUGCCUCACUCCACAAUGGAGGCCCUCAACAUGCUCGACUUUAGGUAUUGCGGCCUUGUCCUUCGCCACAGCCUCGACAUCUUCUACGACGCCUACGACGGUGAGCCGAGUCUUUUCGACGAGUUCAACCCCACCGAGCAUGACGAUGAAAGGUCAGUAAAACACGUGUGUCCGACCUUGGGCCACAUGGCUGCAGACAUUGACACGACGGACAUUAAUGUCACACAAAAUUUCUCCUCCAUCUGGAUACAACGACCGCUAUCCGAUUCGACGCCGCCAUUAAGCCCUGCUGUUUCACGAGAACCAUUCCAGUUCCACGGCAUCUGUCACAGCAAUGAUUCCUCCGAUUCCAGGGCGCCUCUUUCCGGAGAACUUCUAUGGAGCCUUGGCUCGCUUUCAGUUUUGGAUGCAUUUGUGAAGACGCCGGAGCGGUACGAACAUGUCGCAGUUCCGCUGAGUUCUGAUCUGUACAUGGUGCGGGAGGAAGCAUAUGUCGACUACAUUCCAUGUCCAGGUUCUGGUCCAGGUUCGCCCGCCCUCAGCGUUUUGUCCGAAGCAGCCCUACCCGAAAUUGUCGAUGAGUUCCCCAAAAUCGACGACAGCCGACCAGUGGUGACCGAAAUUGAACCGGUUACGGAGGAGGAGACGAGCAAGGUUGAAAUGGAAAUGCCAAAGGUCGAACCACCCAAGGUUGAAGAGCGAUCCAUGUCUCUAUCCAGUCAACCCGUUCAACCCAGUCAGACGCGCAAUUGGCUUGCAACUGUUCUCGAGAAGAGACAAGCGACCCCCGAGAACGACAGUGCACCCGUGCUCACUAAGGUACAAGCCGCGUUUGAUGAGGAGCAAUUAAAGAAGACAGUAAGGGAACAUCGUCGUCACAACGAGCUCACCAAGCCGCGUCUCAACAAGCGCACCCGUGUGCGUUCCAGUGUACCGCCGCAAAGUCGCAAGAAGGCAAAGCAUAUGUCGGAGCACCCAUCACCAUCACCCUCACCCGCACCAGAAUUUUCGCCAUAUCCACAAUAUUCGCUGCAUCAAGUCUGGACUGGUUGAAGAAAAGGAAGUUGUCCACGAAAACCACCACCACCACUACCGAGAAAGUGAGCAAGGGGGGGAAGCAGCAACGGGGAAACUGGAUCGAGUGUUGCCGCUACUCCCGUCUU